Trachymyrmex cornetzi is the source of this 1980-nucleotide messenger RNA. RefSeq names its product sodium-independent sulfate anion transporter. The transcript is spliced from 11 exons. The record is from RefSeq and is a predicted model, not a curated record. NCBI's taxonomy places the organism in Eukaryota, Metazoa, Arthropoda, Insecta, Hymenoptera, Formicidae. Gene Ontology annotation, biological process: transmembrane transport. Gene Ontology annotation, cellular component: membrane. Bases 15 to 1931 code for a protein of 638 amino acids.
GCGACGCGAGUAAAAUGUCCGACGGAGAGCCCCCGUCGUUUUCGAUUUUGAGACAGGAACCGCGCUUCACAGUGGCAAAGUACCUGCCAGUACUCGGCUGGUUACCGCAUUAUACUCGGUUGAAGGCCAUGUCAGACCUGAUAGCGGGCAUCACCCUGGGUCUGACUAUGAUCCCUCAGAGUAUGGCCUACGCGGUACUGGCUGAACGGAUUCCGCAGUAUGGUCUGUACUCUUGUUUUGUGGGCGGUUUCGUAUACAUUAUCUUGGGAACUAUCAAAGAGGUCUCGAUUGGUCCGUCAUCCUUGAUGGCCCUUCUGACGUUGCAGUACACGCGAAACAUGCCGCAGGAUUUUGUAAUACUCUUGUGUUUCCUGGCUGGAUGCAUAGAACUUUUAAUGGGCGUACUAAAUCUAGGAUUUUUGGUGGACUUUAUAUCAGUUCCUGUCACAUCGGGUUUUAUGUCAGCAGGAGCGGUUAUUAUAAUUAUCGCUCAGAUGCAGAGUCUUCUGGGAUUGAAAUAUAAGUCGGAAAAUAUUGUAGACAAUCUGUACAAAUUAUUUAAGAAUAUUAAUAAGAUCCGGCUUGCCGAUUCCGCACUCGGAAUUUUCAGCAUCCUAUUUCUCCUGGUUUUCAAAAAAUUGAAAGAUAUUGACUAUCCUUGUAUGAGAAACAAAAGGGAUGCUCCUAGAAAUGUAAUAAUAAAAAAAGUACUUUGGUACUUUUCCAUUGGCAGAAACGCUCUCAUAGUGCUUAUAUCAACCACAAUAGCGUACCAAUUCGAAGCGAAUACAGGAUCCAUUCCAUUUAUACUUUCAGGAAAAAUCGAAGCCGGCCUCCCCAAAAUAUCGUUACCGUCAUUCUCAUCGCAAGUAGGAAAUCAGACUUACACUUUUUUUGAUAUGUGCGCUCACUAUGGAUUAGGACUAGGGAUACUUCCUGUUAUAUCCGUCUUGGCAAACGUAGCGAUAGCUAAAGCAUUUGCGUUAGGCACUUCCAUUAACGCAACGCAAGAAAUGCUGGCUCUGGGCCUCUCCAAUAUAAUAGGCAGUUUUGUGUCAUCGCUUCCAACUACUGGUGCGUUUACCCGAAGUGCAGUCAGCAGUGCCAGCGGAGUGCAAACGCCUAUGGCUGGUCUAUAUUCCGGUACUAUGGUAUUGCUGGCCCUGAGCUUUUUAACAUCAUAUUUUUAUUACAUUCCACGAGCGACACUAGCGGCUGUGCUGAUAUCCGCUGUGUUAGUCAUGAUUGAUGUGAAAAUCAUAAAAUUACUCUGGAAGGGGAGCAAAAUGGAUGCAAUCGCAGCGAUAGGGACCUUUGUGAUCUCAGUUUUUAUCGGCAUUGAGUUCGGACUCCUUCUUGGUGUUCUUUUCAACUUGAUCCUUUUCAUUCGACUGUCCGCGAGAUUGACGCUUCAAAUAGUCAACUGCAAAACUCGUCUAGGAAAUAGAUAUAUGAUGCUAAAACCCGAAAACUGUCUCUAUUAUCCCGCAGUAGCUUCCUUCAGCGAGAAAGUCAUGAGUUUAGCUGGAAACGACGUUCCGUUGAUCAUGAAUUGCAAAAUAUUCAAUAGUCUCGAUUACACUUCAAUCAAGGGUAUCGAAACGUUAUCGAAAAGAUUGAAUAGCGAGAGAAAUCAAUUCUGGCUAUUGCAUCUUAAUUCCGAUGUCGUGAAAAGUUUUAACAUUCUCGCUGACAACAAAUACAUUCGUUUGAUCGAAAAAGAAGAGAGCAUCGCAGAUGUUCUUUACAACGAUGCUUUAUCUAGUAAAAAUUCUGAAGAUCGGAUCAAUAUUACUGUGAAAAAAGCGACGGAAAUGAAAAAUCUGAAUCACGGAGAUCUUUUGUAUUCGAAUUCACGACAAAAUGAUUCCGAAUCCAAUGUCGAAGAAUUAGCCUUAAUGUCACCAUCCGAACGUAAAAUACAACAAUAAUCAAACAACUCUGUCUUUAAUAUAUAGCCUGUUGAUUCUGUAAUUUUAA